Molecule: messenger RNA, 663 nt
Organism: Cadophora gregata
Lineage: Eukaryota; Fungi; Ascomycota; Leotiomycetes; Helotiales; Ploettnerulaceae
Exons: 1
Coding region: 1-663 (220 amino acids)
Molecular function (GO): protein binding
Source: RefSeq, a predicted model, not a curated record
AUGUUCCGCAGAGAUUUGCUUCCACACGUCCGUCAUGUUCAACAAGUUGAGCGUACAAUUCAGACAGCGUUUCUCAGGAAUAGAGAAUCCAGGCCUAAAAUUUUGCCAGCAUUGGUCGCCCCCGUGACCCGCGACCGACUUCUUCAGCUUACCAAGUUCAGCGUGGUCUACACACAAGGACACCAGCUCGAAGAAGCCGAGAUAUUGCAAAAAUAUGUUGCAGAAACUGUGAUUAAAUGGUUGGGCAAAGAACACAUCAAAUCGAUCAAUAUCAUGCGGCUACUAUCAUUGACAUACUGGCAGCUUGCACAGGUGGACAAGGCUGUUGAACUUCAGAAGCAGAGCUUGGAUGCGUGCCACAAGCUUUUCGGCCCAGAUCAUCCGGAAACCUUGAAGAUCAUGCACAGCUACGGCUCUGGUCUGUGGCUCCAGGGCCGAAUCAUCGAAGCACUUAGGGUGCUUACGAUUGCUGUCGAUGGGCUGAAAGUAACCAUUGGGGGUGAUGACAUUGAAACUUUGAAAGCUAUGAGUUGGUUGGGACGCGCGAUCAGCAAAGAUUUUGGAUUUACGGAAGCUGUCAGAAUUCAACAUGAAGCGUUUGCUGGUCUGAAGACCAAGCUUGGUGCCUCCCAUCAACGACACUGGAGGCUAUGGACAAUCUAG